AUGUCUUUAUCGGCCAACGACAACAAUGGCUCCUAUUCCAGGGUUCCUCCAAGUGGCAAGACCCCACCUCCAGCUCCUUCUGCGGCAUUCGCGAAGAGAGCUAGAGAGCUUCAAGGCGAAGGCUUAGGCGGCAGGUACUUGCCUCCGGCGCUUCGUGGUAUGUCGACAGGGGGUUCCCAAUCAAACGAGGCUCCGCCCUCUCUUACGACCUCAGGGGAUGGCUCAAUUUUGCCACCCACGAAUUACCCUCCAGGGUUUAGAAGGGCAAGGGCUGGGACCUUACCUUCGAAUGUUCAACUUGCUGCUCAGCGCCUCGCAGCAUCGACCACUGAUACUCCUGUGGAACAAAUACAAAGACAAUCCAGCCUUUCUUCCCAGGUUCCUGCCCUGACUUCUGUUGCACCCGGAAGACCCGGGCUUCGUCACUCUUCUACCACGGUACCUCCACCUAUCUCGUCCACUGUGGGUGAAAGGGCCAGCCGCCUUCGGUCUGGUUCCCUUACGCUCCCGACUGGAGGUCUUUCCAAUGCAUUCGGACCAUCCAUUUUCUCAUCUUCCUGGUUGUCUACCUCUACCAAUGGCUCUGCAGGUUUCUCUGUCCUCGACGAGUUGCGUUCAGUCACCUCGGCUGAUUCAGGAGCGGAUGAUUUCGAUGUGCACACUUUGGACUACCUUGGUUUGGAUGACAGCCAUAGACCUCCACCUCCUGCAGCGACCAUUUCUGAAUUGCGCACGCAGACUCAAGCUGCGAUUGCCGGGAAUUUGGCUAGUACACGUAUGCGCGCUACCACAGUCUCUAACCCCUACCGUACACGGCCUUCUCUUACUGGAUCCUUGCUAUCGACUCCAGCUGCGGAGGAAGAGGAAGAAUAUUUUGUAGAUAGUUAUGACAACAUGGGCUAUGACCGUCAGCAACUUGGCGCCUACGAUAUUUCCAACUCUCAGGGCGACUUCAACCAGUCCUCCUAUCUCUCCAAAACAUUCAAGGCUACCGAAAACCGACCUCGUGCUAUCUCUGUCGGCAUUCUCGAUGACCCCAUGCGAUCUCUCCAACGACGCGCCAUAUCAAGCGAUGCUAACUCUUACCUGAACGAGAUUUCCCAGCCUGGUCUUUCCCUGUCUAACAACCUUGGCAACCCCUCAGGUAUUUUGAAAACGGACAAAUUGUCGUCUGCUCGUGCAGGUGUUUCUCCAAGCGUUCAUUUCCCUCCUAAUGGCGGAGACCUUCCCAUUGGACGCGGCGCAUCCGCAUACCUUCUUGCACCCGGUGGCCAUAACCGCUCCGUUUCUCCCAAGUCUGAACAACCUUCCACUCAGUUGCAGACUCCCACGCGUUCUCUCUGGAUUGGGAACCUGGAUAGUGCAGUCACUAGCGAACAGCUCAUUCAUGUUUUUGCACCCUAUGGUGCAAUUGAGAGCCUGAGACUUCUUCCUGAGAAGGAGUGUGGAUUUGUCAACUUUGUUGACCAAGCCGAUGCCAUUCGUGCGAAAGACGAUGUUUUGAAUCGCCUUGGUGGAAAUAUUGGGAUGCCCAACGGGCAGACUGUCAGAAUUGGGUUUGGAAAGGCGGACAGCGCUCCUGUUGCUCCUGCCAAGGGCAAUCCCGCUAGUCCUGGUCCCACUUCUCCAAGCAACGCAGGUACCAAGUCAGCUGGUGCUAAUGCGGGUCUCGGCGGAAUGGAUGCUCAGCUCCAGUCCACUCCUACACGUGCUCUUUGGAUUGGAUCAAUCCCUUCUUCUACCACUCCUGCAACGAUCCUCAGCGUCUUCAGUCCUUAUGGCCCUAUUGAAUCGGCUCGUGUGUUGACCCACAAGAACUGUGGUUUCAUUAACUUUGAGCGGCUCGAUGACGCUGUUCGCGCUCGCAAGGCUCUCAAUGGCCGCGACGUUCUCGGAAGCGACGUCGGAGCAAUCCGCAUCGGUUUCGCAAAAGUCCCAGUCAAGAAUGGACAAGAAGGAACUGGUUCUCCGGAAGAAAGUACCAAUGUUGUCGCUCAAGGUGUUGGUGAUCUGAGCGUUGGCGCCACAAUCCAUGCUCUCCGUGGCAUUAAAGGUGCCUCGACGAUUCCUGCAGAACAACAGGUUUUGGGAGGCGUUGUCGAGAACUACCGAUCCAAUUUGCUCUUGAGUAUGAUUUCAUCUGGCUUGCAUAACAGCCCUGUUGCCCCAGACGGCACGAAGCCUGCUGGCUUCACACCUUCUGUUACUGAGCAACAAAUGAUCUUACGAGAGUUGAGCGGUGGAAGUAGUGAUGCCGAGGCUGACAUUCAGAGUUUGUCUGAAUUUCGCCCUCCAACCAUGUAUUACACAACAAUCCCUCUUGUGUCUGAAAGGACCCAUAACCGUCGAUGGGACGCCUCCAAAUUACGUGAACUGCGCAAACGUCUGGAUUCUGGCACAAUGACAGUUGAGGAGAUUGACCAGGUGGCCGCGGACUUCAUGGAUAGCGAGAUCGUCGAUCUUGCCUCGGACUGGCUUGGGAACACUGUUGUCCAAAAAUUGUUCGAAAGAUGCUCGGCUGUUCCAAGGGUCAACAUGCUUGAGCGUAUUUGCCCCCACCUUGCCAUGAUCGGUAUCCACAAGAAUGGAACAUGGGCGGCUCAGAAGAUUAUUGAAUGCGUUUCUAGCCCCGAUGAGGUUGCCCUUAUUGCACAGAACCUUCGCGCAUACGCCCCUCCUCUUCUGUUGGACCAGUUCGGCAACUAUGUCAUUCAAUGCUGCUUGCGUUUCGGGGCUCCUGCCAACGAUUUCAUUUUCGAUGCUAUCGUUGAUCGUAUGUGGGAAAUCGCGCAAGGUCGCUUUGGAGCUCGCAGCAUGCGAGCAUGCCUUGAGAGUCCUCAUAUUACUCUCAACCAGCAACGUCGUAUCGCUACUGCUAUCAUCCUUAACUCUAUUCCACUUGCCACGAACCCUAACGGUGCUCUCCUUUUAACUUGGCUUCUUGACACGUCCGGAUUCCCAUCGCGCUAUAACUUAUUGGCUCCCCGUUUCACGCCUCACCUAUCACAUCUGUGCACUCAUAAAUUGGCCUCUCUUACUGUCCUCCGGAUUGUUAACCAGAAGAUUGAACCCGAUGCAUCCAGGCAGAUUGUCGAAGCUUUGUUCAACUCGCCUGGAGAUCAUGUUUUGACUGAUGUCCUGGGUGACCAGGUCAAUGGCGUUGCCGUUGUCCAUAAGAUUCUUACGAGCCCUUUCAUCGAUCCCGCCGCGAAACAGAACUACAUCGAAGCAACCAAGCGUGUCUUAAUUGAAUUAAAGGUUAUUGCCACUCAAGCUUAUCGAAGGCUUAUCGAAGAAGUGGGGCUCCCUGUGCCUAACUUCCAACCUACUUACAACAACACCUUGCCUCCUACUGGCAAGGUGACGAAAAAUUCGAACCAGAACUUUGGUGUUCCAGGGCUUCCCUCCGGGUAUCCCUCCAACGAUCAGGGCUUUGCGUCAAUGAUGGCUGCCUUGCAAAUGGGAGGCCAGAACCCGCAAGCUGGUCCUCCUAACCCCCCACAACUUCAUGUCGAUCCAGCGUUUAAUCCUGCCGCUCCUAGACGAACCGCCCCUUCGAACCCUCCAGCAGCAUUUUCGCCUUCAGCAGAUUUUAGUCCGUUUGGAAUGCGCCAAUCAGAAACUGGUAGCCCCCGUCAAGUCGGGAACAUCCGUCGAGGACCAAAUAUGCCCAACAAUCCUAACAUGUCGCACUCUCCGUACGCGAACCAAUCUCCUGUUCUCUCUCAUGGAGGACCCUUGCCUGGAAUGAAUCAACUCCAGCCUGCUUAUGGUGGAAUGCCGCCACCACCUCAAUCUGUGCCACCUCACGCAUACCAACCCUACAUGUACCAGCCAUACCCACAGAAUCCGCCUUCCAACAUGGGAACAUUCCACGCGUAA
This is a messenger RNA of Psilocybe cubensis, 3882 nucleotides long. RefSeq lists its product as uncharacterized. Gene Ontology annotation, molecular function: RNA binding. Bases 1 to 3882 code for a protein of 1293 amino acids. The record is from RefSeq and is a predicted model, not a curated record. NCBI's taxonomy places the organism in Eukaryota, Fungi, Basidiomycota, Agaricomycetes, Agaricales, Agrocybaceae. The transcript is spliced from 7 exons.